Messenger RNA from Zophobas morio, 570 nucleotides. Its product is annotated as odorant receptor Or1-like. Bases 1 to 570 code for a protein of 189 amino acids. Gene Ontology annotation, cellular component: plasma membrane. Lineage: Eukaryota; Metazoa; Arthropoda; Insecta; Coleoptera; Tenebrionidae. The transcript has 2 exons. The record is from RefSeq and is a predicted model, not a curated record. Gene Ontology annotation, molecular function: odorant binding; olfactory receptor activity. Gene Ontology annotation, biological process: detection of chemical stimulus involved in sensory perception of smell; sensory perception of smell.
AUGGAUCUUGAAGUUCUCGCUGGAACCCUAUUCAUUGCAUCUCAAACAGUGGCAGCCAUGAAAGCUUUCACUUUCAUGAGACAAAUAAAAAUGAUUAAAGAGCUGAUGUCUAAACUGAAUGAUGAUAUUUUUCAACCACGAACACAAGAUCAAAGAACAACAGUAGCCUCAAGCUUGCAAUUUUGGUGGAGACUUUACGUCGGAUAUCAAAUUGCUCUUGGUAGCACUGUAGUUAUGUGGAUCAGUUUUCCACUUCUGGAUAAAUCGUACAAAGAAUCACGCUUGCCAUUCGUCGCUUGGUAUCCAUACGACUAUACCAAAAGUCCGCUUUACGAAAUCACUUACAUUUAUCAAAGUUUUAGUCUGGUUUUUCUUAACGUGUUUAAUUCGAACUUGGACAUGUUUUCAGUGUGUUUAAUGAUUUGUAUUGGAGCUCAGUGUGAUAUUUUGUGUGAUAAUUUGAAAAUGCUUGAACGGUCUGACGAAGAUUAUAAUGGUUUUAACGAGACGUUAGUCGAUGUAAUCCGAGAACACAAGGAGAUUUUGACGACUGACGAGAAACCAAAUUAA